GAAAGAUGGCAGCACAAUAUGUUUUUUUGUUGAAGGGGUCUUCAAUUUCAAAAUGGAGGGCAACAAGGAUGAAAGUGAGAGAUGUCUGGAAAUAGCCAUCAAAUAUAUCAUGGGAGGGGAUCGGAACAAGGCUGUUAAAUUUUUAAAUAAAGCUCUAAAACUAUAUCCUCUGCCUAAAGCGAAAGAUUUACUUGAGCAACUUAACAACACUGCAAAUAGUAGUACAGCAAAUAAGGACAAACAUAAAGACAAUACAGAUGGCCCCAGACAUAGGAAUCAGCAAAAGACUUCACAAACUUCUACAAAUCAGGAAUCUAGCGGUCACACUUUAAAUAAGGAUUACACCUCUGCUCAAUUAGAUAUGGUUAAAAGGAUAAGAAAGUGCAAAGACUACUAUGAGAUUCUAGGUGUGGAUAAAGACUGUUCAGAAGAGGACCUUAAAAAGGCUUACAGAAAACUUGCACUGAAAAUGCAUCCUGAUAAAAAUAAGGCCCCGGGAGCUACAGAAGCAUUUAAAGCCAUAGGAAAUGCAUUCGCUGUCCUGAAUGACAAAGAUAAAAGGCGGCGCUACGAUCUGUAUGGAAGUGACGCUGAAAGAGUUGAGGGUCACAGUCAUCACCAUCAUGAGUAUGAUUUUAACAGGGGAUUCGAAGGAGACAUCUCAGCAGAAGAGAUUUUCAACAUGUUUUUCGGAGGUGGUUUUCCUACAGGUGACGUAGGCCAGAGACAUCAACACCGAACAAGAACUCAUCAUUUUACACGCAGCACACAUUAUACUAAUAGGGAAGAUAAUGGUUACACAAUGUGUCUGCAGCUAACUCCACUGUUGUUACUUGUCGGUCUUUCACUUCUUAGUAGUUUCCUGGUUGGAGAUCAAGUAUUCUCACUACAGAGGUCUAAUAAAUAUAUGAAUGAAAGAAAAACACAGAAUCUGGGAAUUGCAUAUUUCGUAAAGCCAGACUUUAGCACACAUUAUAGCGGGAAUAUACGGAGUAUAGAACGCCAAGUAGAAGAUGAAUAUAUAGGAGGUUUACGGUCUAACUGCUAUAGGGAAAGAACAUAUAAAGAAAACAUGUUAUGGCAAGCGAAAGCUUGGAGUGAUAGGAACUUAUGGGAAAGAGCACAGAAUACAAAAUUGCCAUCAUGUGACAAUUUGGACAAACUUUAUGCUAGACAGACAUAA
Messenger RNA from Owenia fusiformis, 1183 nucleotides. NCBI's taxonomy places the organism in Eukaryota, Metazoa, Annelida, Polychaeta, Sabellida, Oweniidae. The record is from the annotation of a GenBank genome assembly.